AUGAGCGGUUUCAAAUUUUCUAAAGCGUGCUGUAACUUUCUGACAGCACAAGUCCCCGAUGCUGUAUUCAACAGCGAUUUUACAUCCGAGGAAGUUCCUUCUGCAGAACCCUACUAUGGGGUUCUGCUCUUCUUAGAUAUAUCAGGAUUCACCGCCUUAACAGAAAAGUACACGGCGAUGCAUGAGCAAGGCCAUGGGGCGGAUGAGUUGACUAAUGGACUUAACUGCUAUAUCAGCAAACUGGUUGAAUGUAUCCUUGAGGAAGGUGGCGACAUUCUGAAUUAUGCAGGUGAUGCGAUUCUGGCUCAAUGGAUAGUCGAGGGGAUGCAGACAAGUGAUGUCAUAUCUCUGGCUGUCAAAUGUGCCUUGAAAAUUCAGAGUGAGUGUGGCAUUCAGGAGAUGAAAUAUGACUGCGAGCUACGUGUCAAAAUAGCCAUAUCAGCUGGGAAACUCUCCAAAAUAAUAGUGGGAGAGAAAUCCAGGCGUUUUUAUGUCAUCAUUGGCCCAGCUGUGGAGGAGGUGCGAUUGGCUGAGCCUCUGGCAAAUCCUGGGGAUGUUAUUCUCUCACCUGAAACGUGGAAGCUCUGCACACUAGAGAACUUGGUCAUCGAACGUAUUGAGAAUAAAAAAGCUGUGAAGAUGCUCCGUUUCAAGAAAGAGCCCAGAUUCUCAGUGGAAAUGUACCAUCAGAUGCUGAGCAAGGACAACAAAAUCCCUGACAAAAGCUGCCUGAGAUCAGCUUUCCAAUCAAUGCCUGACAUAGAGAGAGAGAACUUCCUCAGAAAAUAUAUGAUGAAAACCGUCUUGCAAGACAUUGAUGAUAACCAGCCACCGGAAUUCUCAUCAGAGAUACGGCCUGUGACUGUCAUGUUCAUUAAUAUGACAUAUGUUUCGGGUUAUACUCCGACGGAGCUGUGUGGCUUUGUUCAAGAAGCCACCGUCAUUAUCAGCAAGAAGCUCAGUCCCCAUGGCCACAUCAACAAGAUAUUCUUUUUCGAUAAGGACUGCACAUUUCUCUGUGUAUUCGGCUUACCUGGGUAUAAGAGAAAGGAUGAGAGUGCUCUUGCACUGAUGGCUGCCGAUAGUAUACACAAGACCUGCUGCCAAAAACUGAAGCAUUUAAAGACUAUCUCAGUUGGCGUAACUACAGGUCUAGUGUACUGCGGUAUGGUGGGCCAUCAUUUGAGGAAUGAAUACACAGUAAUGGGAGACAAAGUGAAUCUGGCUGCCCGGUUGAUGAUGUACUACCCGGGGAUCGUAUCAUGUGAUUGGGAGACCAGGUAUUACUCUGGCCUGCCUUCUUGCUGCUUCAUGGAGGAGACUGAGAAAGAUCUGAAGGGUGUGAGCGACCCGGGGAAGAUCUAUCGCUUUGAGCCCAGAAAUCAUCAAAGGCAUGUUGAUGAAGCACCAGUGGCAUUAGAGAUAGAAAAGGACAGCGUGGUUGGGGACAUGCAUCGCACUCUAACUGAGCUGAACGUAUUGGGGGCAGCUGAGGGGAUGACAGUAAAGCGUGCUGCCUUCCUUGGCCGCACCUUCACCACUGAGAUGCUGCUCAACAUCUUGCCCAGUUCAUUAAAACAGAAGCUCAACAACAUCCUAAUGACACUCUUCAAAUCGGGUGUCUUCAAGUGCGCCUCCAACACGACAAACGUUUCAUCAUCCAAGACUGAAGAGGCAGAGCUCAUCUGUUACUGUGAGAGCAACAGCACAGAUGGACUGGCCUCAGUAGAUGGUGUGUGGAAGUGCCAGCUGAUGUGUUUCUGCAAAGAUAUAGUAAUGGAGAUGACCUAUCAGCAGUUGCUGAAGGAGCAGAAGCAACAGCUCCAUGGAAUUUGUGCCAGCUACCUGGAGAAAAAGGCAUACCGCUGCAACAAAUGUGCCAUUGACACUAACAGCACGCUGAGUAAAAAUGUCCUGCACCUGAUUGCGGGAAAUGGUAAUGAUAGAGAGAACUUCCUGGCCAAGGUGGACUCGAUAGUGAAGGAAGAGCAGGCCAGGACGACUGCAGGCUGCAGGUGCGAGUGCGCUCAGCUAUUGGAGACAGUGCUCAUCCCUAUAGUGAGACACUGGAGAGGAGCAGGACACGUCUCCAGGACGUUUUACUAUCUGCUGGAGUGUGCGGCUGUCUGUACAAGACUUUCUGAUGACCUCAGGGCAAUGCACUUUUUGAAGGAGGCCAAAAUCAUUUUGGAAAACCUAAACGAAGAGAAUCCUAUAUUUGAGUUAGCGGCUCCUGGAUCUCUUCAGAUCUGCGAAUUUGACCAAGCCGUUAUGCAUCGGCUCACAGGAGAGAUUCUGUUUAAUGCAGGCAACAUUUUGGAGGCAGAGGAGAAUUUCGAGAAAGCCUUGAAGCUUCUCAACUGCAGCCUCCCCAGUAAUGGUGUUGCACGAUCCAUAAAAUUAAUUUGGGAGAAGAUCAAGGAAUAUCGCUAUCAGUCCAGAAACUUGGAGAGCCCAGAGAAGCGGAAGCUAGAAUUUCUGCAUGAGCAGAUCUCUUGUCUGUCCUUCCUGUGGCAAAUCAGCUGCAUGCGUGGCCAGUCCAAGAGUGCCUCAUUGGCCAUCACUAUUCAGGGCAACUUGGCCACUCGGAGCACCGAUAUGUUCGAGAUGCUCUACUCCACCAUUGACUAUCUCCAGUACAGUCAGUUUGUGAGUGAGGAGAGCGAGUGCAGGAGUCUUGAAGCCUGGCUGUGCAGGAUGUGCGCCGGACUGUCUGACUGCGCUGAGAGCCGGAGGGUGAUCAGCCACUUGACUCGCACCCUUGCCAUGGUUCAGCUGUGCACAGGAAACCUGAAGCAGUCCAUCGAUUUCACUAUUCGAGCUCAGCAGUUGGGUGGACUCUGUUUGGAUGCAAGGGCCAUUGGUGUGUUACAUCUGGCUCUGCUCUUCACUGGCAGAUACGAGGAGAGUAUGCAGCUGAUCUUUAAACUGGAGAGCCUCAGCAAUGAAAAGUCCAGCAGCAUAGCUAAGGGCUGGUUUUAUGCUGCCUGCUUGAACUUCCUGCUAUAUACUGGCUUUUCACUGCGACCAUUUGAGGAGUGUUUGGCCUUCGUGAAAGAGUGUCAGUCAGAUGCCAACCUGGUAGCCGAUAAGAGUCUGAUGAUGCAUCUGUACUCGUCACUGGCUCUGUGGUAUGCACGGCUGAAUGAGUGGGACAACGUUGCAGUCUUCUACGAUAAGGCGUUCGCAAUGUACAGUCAGCUUCCUGCCUCCAUCCACUCCAUCAGCGGUGUGGCCGCCUUCCUAGAGUGCAGUGUUCUGUUGUUCAAGAAAGAGAUGGCUAAAUCCAGCAGACACUGCAAGAAGGACUACAAAAGAACACUGAAGCUCUUUUCAGACUUUAGGCAGCGCUUUGGCAGAAAUCACAUCUUCGUCCCUCGUGUGAUGCACCUAAAUGCUUUCCUGUACCAGCUGGUUGACAGGAAGACGCUGGUAGAGGACCUCCUCAUGGAUGCUCUGCAGCUGUGUGAGAAACAGGGAAACCUGUUACAUCACAAGCAGAUCAAGCAGAGCCAGGCCACAUGGUCUGGUGCAUACAGUCAGACUCCAGCUGAUUGCUCUGCAGACAUUAUGACCAUGUCCUGUUGGGAUGAGGAAGCAAUACUCAAGCCUGAGGAGCUGUUUCAGUAUUGUCUUAAUCCAGAACUCAUCUCAGAAGCGCAUUCCUCAAUUGAAAGCAAUCAUGGCAGAUUGCAUGAACAGCCAUCCCAGGAGUGCAUUACAGACCAUCUUCAUCAACCUGACCAGCCAGAGCACCGGAAGACUCAAGGUAAAAAGCCAGCUGUGGAUGUGUGUUCCUGCAGCCCUCGGUUUUGGCAUUGGAUGCUGGAAGUGCUCUUCUUGCCACCUAAACCAGAUGAUGCCGGAGGAGGAACCUGAUGCUCCCUCACACACACACACACACACACACACACACACACACACACACACACACACAAUUUAGCCAACAUUGACUAACAUUAUCCAUUGUUAUCAGGCAUUCAUAGACUACAAUUUCAGCCCUAAAAUUACUGUUCAGUUUUACCUUUUCUAACCAUCAGGGUGGUGUUUAACACCUGGAUAACCCUGCCAUAAGGUAAUGAGGAACUGACGCACCUAUGGCUAUCUAGGAAGGGGUUCUGAGAUGCUCGCCACACUCAGAUCUGGAGAGUCUGGAGACGAGUGCUGGCUGAGCACCAAGAGGAGUGCUCGGACCUCAGUGUUCAAUACCAUGUUAAACGCAACAGCUGGUGGUUAUAAAAGAUGAAAUAGAACAGGCUUCAUAAAGUAUCUGGUGUCAUGUAGAAGAGGAUAGGUUCCCUUUUGAAUCUGGUUCCUCUCAAGGUUUCUUCCUGAUGAUAUUUCAGGGAGUUUUUCCUUGCAACUGUCCCUUUAAUCUAAACUAAUAAAAUAAAUCUAAA
Pangasianodon hypophthalmus (striped catfish) is the source of this 4400-nucleotide messenger RNA. Its product is annotated as adenylate cyclase type 10. Gene Ontology annotation, cellular component: cytoplasm. NCBI's taxonomy places the organism in Eukaryota, Metazoa, Chordata, Actinopteri, Siluriformes, Pangasiidae. The transcript has 28 exons. Gene Ontology annotation, molecular function: protein binding; adenylate cyclase activity. Bases 1 to 3879 code for a protein of 1292 amino acids. Gene Ontology annotation, biological process: intracellular signal transduction; cyclic nucleotide biosynthetic process. The record is from RefSeq and is a predicted model, not a curated record.